CAGUCAGCUCUAUUUAAAGCAUGGCAACUUCACAACAAUGAGAAUUUCGUCUUGUUUAAAUUUAGCGCUGAGCCAAUCAUGUCCCAUCAUUAUUGGUAGAUAAACACACUGGUGGUUUAAUGAAUGGAAAACAGAUCACUGUGGACUCAAUGUAAAUUGUAGUCGAACAACAGCAGACGACAAAAUUUGAUUUUUAGCAGACGACAAAUUUGAUUUUAGCAGACGCAAAUUUUCAUUUUAUUUUUUCAUUUCUAAAUAGUAGACAAUAGUGUGAAACUUCUAUAUAUCAAAAGAUCUACAUCAUUAGAGUAAGAAUAUUUAAUGAAACAAGUGAUAAAACAUAUAAAUGUGAAAUCUUUUUAUCAGGUGCCAUUAUAACUGGUCAUCAAUAAUGGAUUAUUUACCGGUAUCAAAAAUAAUAGUCGAAUUUUGGAAAAUUAAAACGAAUAAUUGAGAAUAUAUUGAACGAUUAUUCGCUAAUUAUGAAUCUUGCAACACCAUACAGGAUUAUUAAAACAUUUACCAUCUAUUAUAUUCUAAUUUGGAUAAAUUUACUCGAUGGCAAACCUCUUUCCGCUGGCACAGAAGAUCUAAAAAAUCGGACAGACUGUGUGCCGGAAUUUGAAACAAAUCUACAGCAGUGCAUUGACAGACUUUAUUUUUACAAAUGGAAGACGGAUGCAAUGAAAUUUCAAACCAGUCGUAACCUUUUCAAAGAAAUUUUGAAAAGAUUUUUCUGCAGACAAUAUACAAACAGUUUACAGUGCAUACAUGAAAUCUUAAAUAGCUGUAACCAGAACGAUACAACUCAAAUUGUACGUAAAUACCUCUGUCAACCGUGGGCACGCCAGUACAAUACACUCUGUGAUAUUAACCAACACAACUCGACAUUCUUAGUUCGGAACAUUUCUUCGGAGACCCUGAUCGGUUCAAGUAUUCAACAACCAAGGACAAAUGUAACGAACUUUGCUUCAACGGAAAGUAGACAACUACAUGAAAGUUCUAAAUCAAACAUUGUAACCUUGACGAUCAAUUCAUUACCAAACUCCACCAGUGAUACAAAAAGUGAAACACAAUCGCAUAAAACAAUAGAUUCCAAUAUUAAUGACAAUCAGUCAAAUUCAAGAAAACUUGGCAAUCGACAAAAAGCCGAACAUACUGAAAAUGUCGAAAAGACAUUACCCAAGAACACGCUCUUUUUCUCUGAAACUGUGAAGAUGGAAAUUGGAUUUCAAAACAAGAAAGUCAAUUCAAAGGAAUAUAAGGUUUCGUUAAGAAAAUUUGAAAAAAUGAAAACAAAAAUUUUGACACAAAAAUCAGCAGCUGAAGAUGUUAAAAGUUAUAAAGAAAAUUUAGACAGCAAGUUUGAAGUACAUUUUGAAAUUCACUAGUUAAAUUUUCAAAUAAUCAUUUUUGGUAACAGAUGCCUGUGUGCCCAUUAAAGCAAUGCAACAUGUUGCAUGGCAUAUACACAAUGCAAGUCAUAAUAUCUACCAAUCUCUAUAUAUUAACAGCUUUUUGAUUGGCCAAUUCAAAGCUGCAGAAUAGAGAGAAUGACAAAUCAAAUCA
Ruditapes philippinarum (Manila clam) is the source of this 1569-nucleotide messenger RNA. RefSeq lists its product as uncharacterized. The transcript is spliced from 2 exons. NCBI's taxonomy places the organism in Eukaryota, Metazoa, Mollusca, Bivalvia, Venerida, Veneridae. The record is from RefSeq and is a predicted model, not a curated record. The coding region runs from base 483 to 1391 and encodes 302 amino acids.